Molecule: messenger RNA, 1884 nt
Organism: Carica papaya (papaya)
Lineage: Eukaryota; Viridiplantae; Streptophyta; Magnoliopsida; Brassicales; Caricaceae
Product: putative polygalacturonase
Biological process (GO): carbohydrate metabolic process
Molecular function (GO): polygalacturonase activity
Source: RefSeq, a predicted model, not a curated record
CUUCUCUCCUUCUAUUAUUCAAUUAAGAGACACGCUUUUCUCGUCAUUGAAGCUCUCACUUUGCUUCGGCUACCUCUCUUUGGUGCUUUCCUCAGAUCUUUCUCAGUUUAUACACCAUUAUCUUAUUCCUAAAAAGAAAAAUUCCAGAUCAAGGAGUACUUCUUGUAUUUAUCUUCUUGUAAUCGCUUCUAACAAAAUCUCUUAAAAAAUUCUCUUCCUAUCACUCCCACCGCUGCUAAAGCGUCCUUUUGUAUCUUUCUCCUUGUUGCUUACAACCAGCAAAUCGUAUAAUUCUGCGAAAAUGCAUUGGCUUAUCUUUUCCGUUCUCUUUUGUUGCUCGCUUUUUGCCUUCUUCUCCAGCGGUUCUGCUUCCGGUGAGGUGGUCACAUGCUCCGGGAUAGUGCCGCUGAGCUACCGAAACGACAAGAUUUCUAUAACGGACUUUGGCGGUGUUGGUGAUGGGAGAACUUUAAACACUAAGGCGUUUAGGGCGGCAAUAUAUCGGAUACAGCAUCUCAGAAGGAGAGGAGGCACGCUGCUUUACAUACCUCCUGGGGUGUACUUAACAGAGAGCUUUAACCUUACUAGCCACAUGACUCUCUACUUGGCCAGGGGUGCAGUAAUCAAAGCCGUUCAGUAUACAGGGAACUGGCCUCUGAUUGCGCCCUUGCCAUCUUAUGGAAGAGGACGGGAGCUCCCUGGUGGAAGGUAUAUGAGCUUUAUUCAUGCAGAUGGAGUUCGUGAUGUGGUGAUCACUGGAGAAAAUGGAACAAUUGACGGCCAAGGAGAUGUCUGGUGGAACAUGUGGAGGCAGCGUACUCUCCAGUUUACAAGACCAAAUCUUAUUGAGUUCAAGAAUUCCAGAAGUAUCCUAAUUUCCAAUGUGAUUUUCCGAAACUCCCCUUUCUGGAACAUUCACCCAGUAUAUUGCAGCAACGUUGUCAUCCGUUAUGUCACUAUCUUGGCCCCAACUGACUCUCCUAAUACUGAUGGAAUUGAUCCAGAUUCAAGCUCUAAUGUUUGCAUAGAGGACUCUUACAUUUCUACUGGAGAUGAUCUUGUGGCUGUGAAGAGUGGAUGGGAUGAGUACGGGAUUGCUUAUGGUCGCCCUAGCUUUGGCAUUACAAUUCGCCGGAUUACAGGGUCAUCUCCAUUUGCUGGGAUAGCUAUAGGAAGUGAAACCUCUGGCGGGGUGCUAAAUGUGUUGGCUGAGCACAUCAACCUUUUCGACAUGGGAGUCGGCAUCAAUGUGAAAACAAAUAUUGGUAGAGGGGGAGUGAUUGAGAACAUCACAAUUUCUGAUGUUUACAUGGAAAAUGUCCGUACAGGGUUAAAGAUUGCUGGUGAUACUGGGGAUCACCCUGAUGACAAAUUUAACCCGAACGCACUCCCAGUUGUGAAGGGCAUCACGAUUAAGAAUGUCUGGGGGGUGAAGGUCCAGAGAGCAGGUUCGAUAUUAGGCUUGAAGGACUCUCCCUUUACAGGGAUCUGUCUCGCAAAUGUUAACCUGCAUGGUCUGACAGGACCAAGAGAUCCUACAUGGAAGUGCUCAGAUGUAAGUGGAGCUGCGCUCAAGGUUAGUCCAUGGCCAUGUUCGGAGCUGGCUAGCACCUAUUACAGUGAUUCAUGUUCUGAUCAGUUUUGAAGAUGCAUUCAACUUUUUGAAUCUAUCAUUUAGCCAUCGCCAACUACAAGAGCUUCCUGCAAAAUCUGUGAAAAGGCAAAUCAGCACAACGCUACAAUACAAUGCGGAUAGUGGAAAUUAUGAUGACAAGAAUCUUGGACUCAACCAUCUUUUUAUUUUUUUAGUUUGAUUUUUUGAUUUGUAUGAUUAUGUAUAUGUUUGUUGAUGAAAGCAUAUAUAAAAUGUUGUUUAUGGAUUAA